GCUUCCUCCGUUGAGUUGUUGGAUGGGUAGGUAUCAUAAUUCCCAACCACGUGCCUUCUAUUCCAUAACGCCAGAAGCUAUCAUCGAUGACUAAGGCAACUAACCAACGCCCCACAGAGUGGAGGCGGGGCAUCAUGGAACCCAUUAAACUCAGGCGCGUUUUAACGCGUCUCUUGAUCUUCACGUCCUGACCGUGAGCUCUGCCUAGCCCAACUCAAACAUCACACAACCACAAUCAUGUCUGCUUACUCUGGAUUCACAAAAACAAGCUAUGGCGCCCAAGGAGGUGACGAUUCUGGCGGCUUCUUCGCUGGUGGUUCACAGCAGGGCAGUCAAGGCGGCGCCGGCGGCAAGUCAUACCAAGAUGAGUCCUUGCGCCCUGUCACAAUCAAGCAGAUCCUCGAUGCCGAAGAGGCAUACGCUGGUGCAGACUUCAAAAUCGACGGUUCCCCCGUGACACAGAUCACAUUCGUCGGACAGAUUCGCAAGAUCCAGCCUCAACCUACAAAUAUCACCCUCAACAUCGAUGACGGAACCGGUAUGAUUGAGGUCAAGAAGUGGAUCGAUGUCGACAAGCAGGACGAUGCUGAUCCCGGUUUCGAGCUGGAGUCUCACGUUCGUAUCUGGGGUCGUCUCAAGUCCUUCAACAACAAGCGACACGUCGGAGCUCAUGUUAUCAGACCUGUGGCGGAUUUCAACGAGGUCAACUACCACAUGCUCGAGGCUACAUAUGUUCAUCUCUAUUUCACCAAGGGCCCUCUCGGUGGUCAAGGUGGCUCCAAUGGAGACGGAGAUAGCAUGUUCGUGGAUGGUGGUGGCUACAAUGACAAUGGAGGCGGCAACGCGGGCCAGGCGCCUACUAAGCUCGCUGGCUGCAGUGGGCUUGCCAAGAAGAUGUUCAACUUUAUGAACGACACACCUGGUGGCAAUGAAGGUGUCCAUCUCAACGUCAUCACCAACUCUACUGGCAUGUCAGUGCGGGAUGCUCUCACCGCUGCUGACGAACUGCUUGGCCAGGGUCUUAUCUACACCACAGUUGAUGACGAGACAUGGGCAAUCCUCGAAUACUAACAUCAGAAUUGAGUUUAUGAGGGGCGGGCUCCGAGAAGGGCAACUUAUACGGAAUACAAACUACAAAAGCUAGGUGCACGGUGUUUACGGUUACAGGAGGGACCAGCUUAUGAAGGAAUGACAAUCUUAUAUGGGUUAUUUCUCUCUAAUGAAUGACUCGAGCUAGUUGGCGUACUGC
Fusarium oxysporum Fo47 is the source of this 1249-nucleotide messenger RNA. RefSeq lists its product as uncharacterized. Bases 238 to 1071 code for a protein of 277 amino acids. The transcript is spliced from 3 exons. NCBI's taxonomy places the organism in Eukaryota, Fungi, Ascomycota, Sordariomycetes, Hypocreales, Nectriaceae. Gene Ontology annotation, molecular function: DNA binding. Gene Ontology annotation, biological process: nucleotide-excision repair; double-strand break repair via homologous recombination; DNA replication. The record is from RefSeq and is a predicted model, not a curated record. Gene Ontology annotation, cellular component: chromosome, telomeric region; nucleus; DNA replication factor A complex.